UUAAACUAUUUUCUGCUGUAUCUAGUAGAGACAUCCGUAAUGGCUCAUCACACCCUUUCGACAGCUUGGCAUAGCAAAAUACUGAAGAAGGAAUACCAAAACUGGUUGGCAGUUGGUCACGCCCUCUCACUUAUGUUGGAUGGUCUGAGACCUUACAUCGAACGAGAAAUGAAGACUUUCCAUCGGGUUUUGCUCUUAAAUCUCGCAACAGUGCCUCCGUGUAGGUGUCCUACACCGACCAAGCACACUUGUGCGUGGGCUGCACAAUUGGUGAGGUGCCACAGAGGAGGCAAACCAAGUUCACCAAAAUGGCAUCAGAGCGACUCUUCAGCAUGGACAGAUCCUCAUCGUGGAGUUUGGGAAGUGGCCAAGCUUUUCAUGUCUGAUUUAGGCACCAGUAAGACUACUGUGGUAAACGCAAAUACUACUGACUGUACUGGACUUAUUAACCUCUUGUUUUGGUGUGUUCAUUUUCCUGUACAACGACACGUAGUUGAAGCCGUCCGAGAGACGCGAAACACAAAAUGGGGCCACGCUCCAAGGCAAGAACUCACCGACAGCGAACGAGCAGAUGCUUUAACUGCAAUCCGAAAUCUCCUCCUAGAUACGCAGCUUAAGGCUGACGAUGAUGCGAAAACCGCCCUUAAAGAAAUCACGUUAAUGGAGGCGACCUUUGAUGCAGAAAGCGUAGAAAGAAAAGUGUUGGCUGACUUUCAAGUUGCGGUUUAUGGUCAGUUGGGGGAUAUCGAAGGUGAAAUGAAAGAUUUUAAGAGGUGCUGCAAAAGCGUCAGCAAUAAAAUACGAAAGAAACUUGGUGGCCUUGAAAAGCGACAAAAGAAAGCGACUGAGCUCUUACAAAAUAUAAAGGACAGAGUAAAAGACGAGGAGAGAAGAAAUAUUUCCUUUUUCACCCUGACCUGGAGAGAAAUAUCAUGGACUCUUAAAAAAACUAAACGAUGUUUUGUUGUAAAUCUCUGCAGUUUGAGUACGAGGUCUCUGACAUUUUGGAUGUUUUUAGCCAUCCUGCUGGGAUGCUUUAAAUGUCUGAGCCACAAUUCUUAUAAUGAUGGUAAGUUUCAUUUCUGUCCAACGAAGAAAACCGUGAAUUACAGCAAAGAUCAGGAUACGCGAGGGUGAGCAAGCUACAAACCACAAUCUAAUAAACACUAGCGUGUUGUUGCUUGCGUUUUUAUUUUCCCACGCCUGAUUUCUUUGCAACACAAUAGCAAUCCAUAAUAGCUAUCCCUUUUCCAGAUUGUGCUGCAACGUAGGAUAUGCUUAUUGGUAGGGAGAGGGAUAGGAUCUGUAGACCGGUUCUAGUGUUCAGUAAAAUAUUUGCAAAAAAACAACAAGUCAACAACAACAACAAAACAAAACAAAACAAGAAAUGCGAAUUACUUCAGAUUCCUUUUAUUUUAAAUUUUACCUGACCUUCGCCGACAAAAACACUUUUUUUACUGUCAAACUCACAAAACCGUGAACACCAGAAAUACUUAUGGAAUGUUAUUGUGUUGAGAGGAGAAAGCCAGUGAGGCGCGAGAAACUGACUUCACCGCAAACAGCAAUGGUAAUUAGUUUGUGGCCUCGAGUGUUUGCUGGCAUGUCCUGAACUUAAUUGUGAUUGGUCUGUACACAAUCAACAUUCCUGAAAUUUUUCAGGUGUUCGCGGUUUUCUAAGUUUACAGUAAAAGGCCGAAGAAUAUUUUAGUUUUGAGAAAGUCCAAAUGGCUAGGGUAGUUUGAUGAUCACAUAGGAAAAGGUCUUACGCAUUUAUUAGUUUAAAUCGCAUAUUUAUGUGUAGCGUUAAUAUCAGAACAAUUUACAUUAAGUAAUUAGCGGCUCGAAUUCUUUUCCAUGGCACCCAAUCACCAACAAGAUGAAUUCCGGCUCAACUUUUCGCAAAGAAAACGCCGUUUGUUUCCUUGCAAAGAGUCAUUUUCAUCUGCACAAAAAAAUGAAAUAGAAAUGUUAGAAGUAUCUCUGGGCGGUGUGACGGAAUCCAUCUUAUUUGAUCGAGCGUCCGAAGAUUAGACCUCGUCGCGCGAAACUGGCGUAUCAGUGUCAACCCUAACUGAACAAGUCAUGACGUCAUGCGCGGUACUAAUGAAAGGUUGUUCCCGUUCACCGGUCAACUCUUUCCAUUCGAACAUUGAACGUCCUACACUAAUCGCAUUUUGAACUUGCAUGUGGUACACCUGCUAUUCAAUUGAAUUAUUUUAUAGCCAAGGACAUUCCCCUCACUCCUUUAACGCUCCACUCGACAAACAACUCGUAUGCUUGAUUUUAUUAGGUUGCCCUCUGGAAGUUGGAGAUGUCCCGUUUGACACCAAAGAGUUCAAUUUUACGAGCCAUCUGAACAACGCUCGAGAGCGCUUCACGGGGCGGCUUUGGCUUUACAAUGAAUUGGAGUCUCUUUUGUUGGACUCACAAGGCAACGUCGUCCAUGGGGUUGUGGUGGUCGGUAAGCCAGGGGUUGGAAAAUCUGCUUUAAGUGCACAAUUAAUUUGUUCCCGAGCAUCCAGUCCUUACAUUCACAAGAGAAUUAUUGGCUAUCAUCUUUGCAAGUACUCAGACAAAGCCACUCAAGAUCCUGGUCUCUUUGUUCGCAACUUAGUCGACUUGAUAGCCAGAAGGAUUCCUGAGUACGGAAUGCUGAUUUAUAACAGUUCUUUUAUUUCGAGAGUUCUUCAACGAAAUUGCUUGCGAGAUCCUUAUGACUGUUUUGAACAAGCUAUUGCCACUCCCUUGAGACAGGUAAAGAACAAACUUCGUCAUUACUUUAUAAUAAUAGAUGCCUUAGACGAAUGCGCCUCUGAUAGCGCUGGGACUUCGUUAGUACAAUUUGUAAAGGACACUUACAACAGACUUCCCACAUGGGUGGGUCUUGUGAUGACGUCACGUAAUGACUCAGCUGUAUUGAAUCUUUUUGGCGGUUUUCCAAAGGUGCACCUGUCUUCUUCAGAUGCGAGAAACUUGCAAGACAUUGAAAUUUUUAUAGCUUCAAUGUUAUUUGAAGAUACACCUUUCCUUGAACAGGUGAAAGUGACGUUAGGCCUCAGUAGCAGUGACGAGGUCACUUAUCUCACAAACAAGCUAUUGACUCAAAGUGAAGGAAACUUCUUAUUUGCAAAGUUGAUGCUUCAUUACGGAAAGGAUGACUGGCACAAUCAGGCUGAUCUCAACAAGCUGCCGAAAACAAUGGGUGAACAAUACGAGAGAUACUUGAGAAGGGCUUAUGGAUCGAGAGAGAAAAUUAGACCUGCACUUGCAAUAUUGGAAAUCCUGGUUGCUACCUUUGAGCCUCUGACGGCAAAUCAGAUUUUUGAGGUUUUACGCAUUCAAGAAAAGAUAGACUUUGAGUAUGACUUUGUUUAUGCUCUCAACGGACUUUCCCAUUUUGUUACUUAUGCGGAGGAUAAUACCAUUACUCUUUUUCACCAGACGUUUAGAGAAUGGUUGACGAGUAAGGACAACCUUGGGAGACCGUAUUAUGUCAGCAGGAGUCGAGGGCAUAGACGUUUGAUGGAAUAUUAUGUUAGUGUCCUGAGAAACAACUCAAAUUCCUCAAUGGACAUUUAUCGCUUAGCACAGCACAUAAGCUUUGCUGAAGAGGCCGAUAACUAUCUCGAUGAAUUUAGGAAUAUCAACGCUAGCUACAUUAAUGCAACCAUUGACAAUGACAAACGCACUCUUCUACAUCUUUCUGCCUCUAAAAGUAACAGAAAGGUCCUUCAGAUACUUAGUGAAGCGUUUGAGGACAUCGACUGUGAGGACAGCUAUGGGUUUACUCCAGCAUUUGUUGCUGCAAUAAACGGUCGAGCAGAAAACGUCAACUAUCUUUUAAGUAAAGGAGCCUAUAUAGAGCAUCGGACAAGAGCACCUUUGUCACCAAGCUUCUUGUGGGGCGAUCUAAUUGAAAGGUCCAAAACAUCCUUCUGGAAUUCUACAAUGAUGCACGCUGCUGCUUGGGGUGGCCAUAGUGAUGUUGUACAAUUACUGCUACGAAAAAAUGCUUCAUUUACGGACGUUAAUGGUGUUAACGUGACAGCGAUCCAACUUGCGGCACAGAAUGGACACUUGGAAGUUGUUCAGUUGUUGCACGAACGUAAAGCGCAGAUAGAUCACUUGUCUCUUCAAUAUGCUGCAUUUGGAGGCCAUGCAAAUGUAGUCGCGUAUUUAUUAAAGUUUGGCGUAGAAGAUAUUUGCAUGCGAUGUGAUGGGUCCUUUUACUGGCUCCAAAACCGAACUGGAACUCAUUUAAGUCCUGGCUAUUCGGAGGAUGCUGUUUUGUCGGACGACAGGUUUAAGAUUUUUUGUCAGAGUGCCUUACACCUAGCAGUUGCAGAAAAUCACACCAAAGUUGCACAGCUGCUCCUCUUACAGGAAUAUAAGACAAUUCAUUGCACCGACUUUACAGGUAGAACUCCUCUUCAUGAAGCUGUUAGGCAAAACCAUGUUGAGAUGGCAGAGUUGCUUAUUAAGGGUGGAGCAAAACUCUCUCACAAAUGUAGACGCUUUCAGAAUUUAACUUCUGCGAAUGUAAGCUAUCAUUUAAGUUUAGAGGAAGAACACGAAUACAACAAAGACAGAUGCCAUUGCGGUUCGACUCCUUUCCAUCUGGCUGCAAGGUAUGGUCACGUUGAUGUAGGAACCCUGUUAUUACGUUACGGAGCAAAGACUGACGAUAGGGACUGUCAAGGAGCUUCACCUCUACAUAUAGCUGCAUGCCAUGGACAUUACCUAUUCAUAAGGUGGCUUAUUUCCCAAAGGCCGUCUCUUCAUAUUAACACACGAAGCAAAAACCAGUCUACAUUACUUCAUAGUGCUGCUAUUUGUAAGAACAAUAAGAGAGUCAAACCCUUGAUUGACAUGGGAGCUAGCAUUUAUGACACUGAUGAGCAUGGAAUGACUCCAUUGCACUACACUGUGCUUAAUACUUUUGAAAACACUGAUACUGUAAUGUUCCAAGCCUCCACGUGUGUUGAUGAACCUAUAUUCGUUUGGGGGUCAGAGGGAGAUUUUACUUUUAAGGCGGACGAUUUUAACCCCAUUACAAGGACAGUGCCAUUGAAUUUUCAGUGCUUAAAGCUGUUAGAAAUAACCGAAUUGACAAAUUCUUCCUUCGUCAAUCAAGCCGAUGAAAAAGGUUUAACAGCUCUACACCUUGCAGCCAAAAAUGGAGAAGAGUGUUGUGUCAUUGAGCUCUUAAAAAAGAGAGCGCGCACAGACUUAACAGAUGAUAAAGAUAGAACCCCAUUAGAUUUGGCCAUCGAAUUCCCAACGGAAGAGUUGUGUUAUCGUCCCUAUGUAACGGAAUACGGUUCAUCGAUGAAAUUUUAUGACAAUUUUGAUUUUUAUCGGGCAGUGACCCUGAGAAAUCACAACUCUGUCGCUAACAUUCUGCUGUCAACGGAGGCCUAUUUGGCACCAAAAUGCGAUGGAAAACAGACCUAUCCCUUACACCGUGCAUUUGAGAAAGAUAAACCAUUCAUUGCUGACAUCAUACUUUCCAAGGGUGAUCUUCUUAGCUGUAAAGAUAAACAUGGACGGACCCCUCUUUUAAUCUACUUGCAGAAUGGAGGCAGGUGGCUUGAUGUUGUCUUGAAACGCUUCAACGUAACCAUUCAAAUCGAAUGUAACAAACAGUUCAACGUUUCCGAGUUCCAUUUAGUAGCCUUCAGGAAACCGACAGUGUUAUCCGAAAACCUUGUGCAGCAGUACACAUGUGACUUACAUAUGUGUUACUCAGAAGAUGGCCCUCUUGUAAAAGCCAUAAAGACUCAUCCCUUAGGGUUUCGCGUCAUCGACGAAUGUCGUGACGCGGAGGGAUACACAGCUUUACACCGAGCCGCUCAAGGGGGAAACUUGUUGGUCCUGAAGACGUUUAUUUCUUUGGGGGCCAAUCCGACUCUUCUGACCCCACAGGGGUACAGUGCUUUAGAUCUUGCCAUAAUGUCGGGUAUACGUCCUUUCAGUUCAUUUAACGCAAGAAGCAGUGCAGAAAAAGCGGCGGAUAUCCUACUUCAAGCUACCCGACGCACUUCAGCUGUCAAUGUUGGAUGUAACAGUGCGAAGCUGAACCUGACAAUAUAUCACUUGUCGGCUUACGGAGGUCUGUCUGGUUUUGUCAAGACACUGUUAAACAGUAAACACGUCCUUGGUGUCGAUGUAAACUGUUCAAAUAUGCAUGGGAUAACACCUUUAUACCUCGCCAAAUUGCACGUUGGGACAGAAAAUAAUGGAAAACGCGAAGAGGACCCAUGGCAGGAAAUUGUUGGUUUGAUUGAGGAACAUGGAGGUAGGCUAAUUUAUCCAAAUCGAGAGGUAGAACUUAAUGUACUUUACAAACAUUUAUUUGGUGGUCAUCUCAACCGCUUCGCUUUGGAUCAGUCGGAAUUACUCAAUGAACGUUUUUACAAGAGUGUUGUCACCCAGUGCAAACAACAUGACAUGAAUCAUUAUGAGACUGGAACUAUGGAAAACCCUUAUGAAGUACCUCUUCAUGAUAAACUAAGGUGGUUAACAUCUGUACAUGCGCAACAGCGUAAUCAAAUAGUACCUCGAGAUUUAUCUCAACUGCGGACCACCCUUAACACUCUUUAUGCCGUAGAGAGAGCGACCUUAGAUUUGUCUAGUUUAUUUAAUGAUGUUUCGAGAGGGCUGGAAAGUGCGAAUAGAGUGAUCAUACGAAGACGUAAAACGGCUAAUAAAUCCACAACUCUUUCCGUCAUAUCUUCAAAACUAAACUUAUCCCUAGGCCUGCUGAGGAAAAAGGUAAUAGAGAGCGAAGAAAGGCUACGGGAGACGCGUUUUAGGUACGAGUCGACGAAUGCGAUUUUAUUACACAGAAACAGAUACCUCAAACAGAUCUUCCGUGAACAUAGCAGCGUUUUUGGAGACGCCAGUACCGUUUUUGAACUUCUUGCAAAAUAUGAAGAAAGUUACUUGUGCAUGGAUGAGAUUUUUCAUGCCAAAGUUAUGAUUCUGAAAUUUCAUAAUUAUAUUCAAAAAUCUAGAACAGACGACCUUUUCAAUUUAAUGCGAACUACACUUGAGGAAGCUGAGUUCAUAUCCCAAAGAAUUCCAACAGAAUGGAAAACGAAAACGGAAAGGCGAAAAAAGAAAGUAUGGACACCGACCUGGAGCAGAGCUUUAAAGUUUCUUUACCAACAGGCAACUCAGAGGGAUUUCAACUUUGAUUACCUUCAAGUUCUUUCUUUGGGACUGGACAAGGAAACUCGCCUUCCACUGAACGAGGACGCGCUAUAUUCUCUUUUGCAAGAUGGUUAA
Molecule: messenger RNA, 7290 nt
Organism: Porites lobata
Lineage: Eukaryota; Metazoa; Cnidaria; Anthozoa; Scleractinia; Poritidae
Source: the annotation of a GenBank genome assembly